UUUUUUUUUAACAGAUUAUAAAAGAAAGAAUAGACCCGAAUCUUUUCUCAGUUAUGAAUCUUUAAAAAAUCCCAAAACAUGUCACACACACAACCCGCUCCAUGAAAUGUAAAUGAAGUAAACUAAAUCAGAUAUAAAGCUAAACAACGAAAACAUGUAGACACUCCGGAAAUCUUGCAUCCGGCCGGUGUUGACUUAAAUAUACUAGAAGUUUCAAAGACGUUUAGUAAUACGGACAAUUCCACGGCCAAUGCAAAGAUAUACAUCGACAUUGACAAUUUGUAAAAGGAGCUUCGAACUUAAAAAACUUAGUCCAAGUUCAACUAGUUUAACUAUUGAACUAAUGGUUACUGCCGUUCCUAGCCACCCGAGAAUCCACCCUGCAUAAAAUCUGUGUACACACAACAUGCGAAUUUGCUGAUUUCAAUGCUCCAUCGCCACUGCGGAAUGUAAGAAUUUAAGAAAUGACGUCCUUCCUGUUUGUUGUCAGGAUUCCAAAAGCCGAGAAAAACUCUGAAGAAAAGCCAGAGUGCAACGAAAACAGGAAGAAGGUUGACAAUGAGGUCGAGGAGGUUUCCAAGGACGCCGAUCAGGGAAGUUCCGGCAAUGCUGAUCCAACGAAGACAGAAAAACCAGAGUCAGAUCAAAAGGGGGACAAACCAGGAGCAGAGGUUGACGAUGAGUGGGAUUUUGGGGAGGAUGACGGCUCACAGUCUGUGGAGGAGGGCGGAGUACUGAAGUCAGAGGGGGGUGAAGUACCGAAAUCAGAGGGGGGUGAAGUACCGAAGUCGGAGGGGGAGGUUGGUGAUAGCCCUCCAGUCAGGGAAGAGGGUACUUCAACCGGGACUCGGGGGAUAACUGUACAUGGUAAAGAUGUGGGUAAAACUCGGGAUCUAAGUAUUGUCAAUGGUGGUGUAGAAAUUAGAAAAGAUGGUGAAUCAACAGGCCUGGGUACAACAGCACAAAACACAGCGCAGGGUGUAUUAUCUGCAGAGACAGUAAUACCUAAUGACAAACCACAGGUUCACAAUGUCAAACAGGAGGGAAAUGAUGCAACAAAAACCAUGGAGCCAGGCAAACAAGGAAAUGUGGGCGGCAGGGCUGCUGAAGAUAACAGUGAGCAGAGUGUGCCACCCCCGAAAAAGACUUUCACAGUUGAGGCAGCCGCAGAGGAUAGUCUUAAAACAGACACAGAAAACAAACAAAGACAACUUGUGCAGCAAGGGAACUCAAACUCGGCACCAGCACUGCAUACAGAACUCUCAGUGCCAAAGUCCCUGUCUGAUGACAGACUCUCGGCUGUAGAAACUAAAGACUUUGAAACUGUCAGUUUUUUGGAGGAAGAGCCAUUAAUUGAGGUUGUGAAGAGGGUUAUAGGAAAUUUUUCUAUCGAUAACUUUUCUAUUCAAGAGACAGAUAAUGGAAAUUUUUACCAGGUAAUAUUUGUUGAUGAAGGUGGAGAACGAUGUGAAAAUAUCCUUAAUCAGCUAGCCAAGGAGAAUGUAGGAGACAAACAGGGGACAUCAAUAAGUAUUUUCCCGGCCAGUAUAUAUCGUGGUAACAUUCCCACAGACACCGCAGAGGAGACGGAUGAAGAGGGUGAGGAGAAUGAGGACAAAGAAGGGGAGACUCCAUUUAAGAAAUCUAUAAAGGCCAGGAUGAUGGUCACUCAGGUCUUCAACACUGUCAGGGACAACGCUCAAUUUACAUUUGACUAUGUGGUACUGAUAGUUGUCGCAAGUUUGCUGGCCUGUUUGGGUCUGGUGGAGAACAGUUCGGUCAUCCUGGUGGCCAGUAUGCUGGUCUCGCCUCUCAUGGGUCCGAUCCUCGGGGGUACUUUUGGGACGGUGAUGCAGAACAAGUCGCUGAGAAACCUCGGGAUAAAGAAUGAACUGAUUGGUCUCUUUAUCUGUGUCAUCAGUGGUUUGUUGUUUGGAAUUAUCAGUGGAUCAGUGUCUAACAGGGGAGCUAACUGGGGAAGUACAGACAGCUGGCCGACCAAUGAAAUGAAGGCGAGGGGUGUAGUCAGAGGUUUGUGGGUGGGUGUGUUCAUUGCCCUGCCUUCUGGAGUGGGUGUGGCUUUGUCUGUACUGGGAGGGAAUGCUGGAUCAUUGGUGGGUGUGGCUAUAUCAGCCUCUCUCCUCCCCCCAGCUGUCAAUGCUGGAAUGUUGUGGAUGUACUCCAUUAUAUCCGCCGUUAGUCCCCCGGACCGAGACGUAGCCUACAGGAACAUGACUGUUGGAAAUGUCUCCUAUCUGGAGGAAGUUUAUACUGCGACGGAGACCCUAGGCUGUAAACCAUUCCUGAACAAUAAGUACGCGCCGGUACACAGCUGUGACAUGGCCACCGAGGCGCUGAUACUGGGGCUGAUCAGCCUCACUCUCACUCUCCUCAACAUCCUCUGUAUCUUCCUCAUGGGGAUCACCUUCCUCAAGAUAAAAGCUGUGGCUCCUCAACACACCACCACGGACGCCACGCGAGAUUUCUGGAGUGAAGAUAUCCAGGUGUCGAAGGAGUCGUACGCCACCUCUAAAGGCCUACAGAGUAUGCAGCUCGCCUCUCAAGCUCGCAAACUCCUGGAGGAGUGGAAGCAAGUGAAAGGGGACACCGCAGAAAACACACUGAAGUUUCAGGAAAUGCUAGAGGAUGUGGAGAACAGUCCGGAGUACAGCCAGUUCCUGCCCAGCAUCGGAGGAUUGAAACUGUAUUCUCGCUACUUACAAAAGGACUUUAGAAGUGCCCGACAGAAGUAUCAGGAGGAUUUUAUUCCGGAGUCCAGGGUAGUGGAGGAGAAGACAAAAUCCGGGUACAAUGUGUACAAAACGUACCAUGGACUCCACCGAUCCAUCCGGAAGAGAACCAAGCCGCGUGUCUCCUUCGACCUUCUCAAUGAAACUCCCACAAAACCAGCCCCACGUCCAAUGUCUGACGGGUACCCAGCGAAAAUUUCAACAAAUAAGCAGGCAGCGGCAUCAUUACAACUGAAGAGUGACCUGUACUCAAGGCGGACGUCCAAAGACAGCAAGUCUCGUGACCAGGAAACACGAUUCGCAGUCAGCAAAGUGAACGAGUCUUCUCCGUCAUCCGACGUAAGGGAUCCAUUGUUAAACACAAGCAACAGGAAGUAGCCUCGCUAGUAUAUGUAUUCAUUAUGCAGUCAUUAGGCUAUGUAUAUUUAUCUACAUUAGUGUAGGUAUCACCUUUCCGUUGUUUAUAAUCACUAUCUAUCAGCAGCAUUAUAUAGGAAAUUAGGACACAAGUCAGAAGGCUUAUAUUACUGUAAAGGUGGUUAUUUAUGCCUGGGGAAAAAUUACAAAUAAUUAGCGCUUAUAUUUCCCCCAGGUGUAUAGUUAUAGAUAUUUAAUAUAUUAUAUAUUAUUAUAUUCAUUUAUUGCGUAUUUUUCCCCAUGCGUAAUGUUGGACGUGGAAAAAUGUGUACUUAACCCGUAAAUAACCACUAUUACAGUAACCUCGCUUUCUACAUGUACGCUAGAGGUAACUGUAGAGGAGAAAUCGACAGGCAGACAUUACCCCGGGUUAACUCACUCCCUGUACGUGUGCUGUUAUUUGCCAGAUAAUGUAUAAUCAUAUCGUUACCCUGUAGUCCCAUUACAUGUACUUCUAUUAUUGUUUUAGUAAAAAAAUCAUGUGGUAUCAAAUGUUACGUAUAUAUAUAUAUAUAUAUAUAUAUAUAUAUAGUUUAUUUAUUUCUAAGAAAAUUUUUGUUAGCUUUUCUGAUCAACUCUAGUAGUCUGACAAUCGUCUGAAUACAGGUCUGGCAAUUAUUUAAUCUUUUCAGGAACCGGCCAAUUCAAUCAAUUUUGGCUCAAAGCACUCUAAGGUAAAGAGAAUUCAAGUAAAGGGUCAUGCCCCUUCUAAGGGGAGAUAUUUAAAAAGUUUUCUUCAGAACCACUGAAAAAGAAAAAUAGAUUUUAUGUAAAAGAAUAUACAAAUACCAAUGUAAUAUGUCCAAACCAUGACAAACAAUUCAUCAGAUAUUUAUACCUCCAUGUAGUGUAAGACUUAAUCAAACUCUGACAAAUAAUUCAUCAGAUAUUUAUACCUCCAUGUAGUAUUUAAGACUCGAUCAAAUUUUUCUUAUUCAUUGCAGGAGUUUUAUUACUAUUGCUUAAAUUUCUGUGUAUGAAAUUUUUGGGGAUUGGUCCAUGUGAUAAAAUAGUUAUUUUGAAAUAGAAGUAUGGACUAGCUAGGGAUAUACAGAUAGAGUUUUAUAAUGUUUCUUCAGGUUCUGUCUAUACAGUAUGCUCUGUCUCGUCAUCAAAUAUCCAUUCUGGGGCCCGUUUUACAAAACAACUUACAACAAAGUCGCAAGUCUUAAAUUGUAUUAUACAGUUAUUACUUUAAAUGAAUGAAUUAAAACUUUUCUGAGGCUUAAUUUUCAAUAUUUUCUUGAAAAGAUAUUUUGCAUUCGGAGUGAAUGAUUUACAAUAAAGUUGAUUAUUCCAGCAUGUAAAGUUUGUCGUAAGUUCUUUUGUAAAACGCGCCCCUGCAUUCCAAAACUGUAUGGAACGGUUUCUUCGCAAAGCAGGAAAUGUGCCUCUUUAAAGAACCACAGGGGUACAAAGUGCCAAUAACAUCCUUAUGUAGAGUAAAUUCAGGUUUAAGUUCAAAUUAUGAGCAGGACAGGGUCACAAGAAAGAUUUCAAGUUUGUGUAAGAAUUUUUUUUUUUAGAAAAGGGAUACAAUUUGUCAAAUUGAUGCACACACAUCCUCAUGUGGUGUAGAUUGAAGGGUUUUAUUUUUCAAGCCAUGAGUCCUGGGGCAGAACCACAGGCACCUUUUUUUGUAAAUAAGUUAUGAUGUCUGUAAUAAUAGUAGCAGAACAGGUGAGCUGUGUAGUCCAUAGGCCUCUUGUUUUGUGGAAUAUUUGCGAUAUGAAUGUUUUAAUUUCUAUUGAUUGAUUGAUUGAGGUUUUAUGCAGUUUUUGCAAUAUUUCAGCCAUUUUACAACGGUUUUUAAUUUCUGAUAUUGAUCUUGAUAGUGGGAGGCGAGGUGUGAAUGGGAACCUUUUCUAUUAUUAGAGAAGGGUCCUAAUGAUAAAGGAACCAGUACAGAGUCUGCAUUAGAGGAACCAGUUUAGGGACUCUCAUUUGCCAUAUUACCUUAGAUAUUGUGUAGUAUUUGUAACAAACCAUUCUGACAUUAUGUACAAUUUUUUAUAUGUAAUCAUGCAAACUUUAAAUUUAUGCAAGUAGAAACUUUAAAAGCAAUGAUAGAUGACAUUUGCAAUGUAUUAUGUAAUUAUAUAAUGUCAUUUAUUGUCAACAAUGAAAAUUUAAUGUGCCUUCACAUAAUCAACAUACACUGUAUAAGUGUUACUACAAAAAAAUCAAAGACUAUCUCCAUGAAUCUUUUUAAUUUGGGAUUUCCUUUAACAGUGAACUGUCAACUGCCUAGUCCAUUUCUAGGAAACAUUAGAUCCACCACUGUUUUUUCACUUGCUCUUUUUGCAGCUUAAUUGCUGUUCAUUCCAUUGACUGUGGUCCAUAGAAAAAAAUUACCUCAGAAUUUUACACAUAUUUAAUCUUUUAUCUUUUUUUUGUGUCUUUUGUUCUUGUUUUUUAUUUGUGAUAUUGUCCAAUAAUGACUGUUCCAUUAGCAUUGGUAGCCUUGUGUAUACAAUAUUGUUUGAUUUUGUCAACUCGGGACUGUUAACAUUGUUAGAUUUUGUGUAUGUGUCAUCGUCGGAAACCCACGGUCAGUUGCACUCCGUUUACCUUGGAGUGCGACCGACCAUGGGUUUUACAACGAUGUGUAUGAUUUUGUUCACUCCGGACUGUUCAGUUAACAUUCGAUUUGUGUGUACAAUAUUGUAAAGUUUGAUUUUGUUAACUCGGCUUUUCAGUUUACAUUGUUAGAUUUGUCUAUGUGAGUUCAUAACUUUGGACUAUUCAAUGAACAAUAUUUACAUUUUUAAUGUUUUUGCCUUUGAUAUUGCUACAAAUUUUAAUGACAGCCAUUUCCUCAUGAAUGUUUGCAGUUGUGAACAAUGCAUGUAUGAUCAAAAACAGAUAAAUAUUGUAUGUUUUUUAACUGCUGGGAAUUCUUGACAGAAAUGAAAAGGGUAUGUACAUCGAAAAAAUACACGUCAUCUUUGAAAAUGCACGAGGAUAUGAAUUGCAGGGAAGUGUGGCAGUUCAUGCCCUUGUGUAUUUUCAAAAAUAAAGUUUAUUUGUUCUAUGUUUAGAUGUGUGUAUGUGAUCUUGUUAACUUUGGACUGUUCAAUCAAUUGUUUGAUCUGUUAACUUCAAUCAACAGUUUUGGAUUUGUGUAAGGGAUUUGUAAUUUGUCAAAUAUUAAUUGCCUUCAAUCAACAGUUUUAGAUUUGUGUAAGGUAUUUGUGAUUUUAUUGACUCUGGACUUCAGUCAUAAUAAAAUAUAAUUUCAAAAUUCAAUCAGUAAAUUACAGAAAAAUCACAAUUUCUUUUGUUUAGCAACAAAUCACGGUCGGUUUAAUUCACGGAAAAACAAAUCUUAAUAUCCUGAACCCAAUUUCGUAUCAAUAUGAUAGAUUAAUUCACUGAGUGUUAAAUUGGCGGAAAUUUUGUUUCAGUGAAUAUAGCGAAAAUUAACUCCAUGAGUUAAUUUCCUGCUAUACAGUAUAUGAAACUUGCACAAUAAAAAAAAUGCAAGAAGGUACAAGAAUUUAAGAAGUUUAGUCAAAGAUGAAACUUAAGUCUAUCAAUUUUUGCUUGAAUAUAAAUCACACUAGGAUGAAGGUGAAACGUGAUCAGAUAACCACAUAUCAAAUUUCAGAUUCCUUAGCUAAAGCAAAAGUGGAGAAAAGUCCGGAAUACUACAUUUACCAGUCAUAAAAAUCACAUAAAAUCCUUCGAUUGUGAUAUGAAGUUGAUCAGUAAACAUACAACAGCAAAUCACAUAACAAAUAGCAGUAUGAGAAGACACAAGUCCGGUAUAAGUCGUGACUAUUAUUUCCUGUCGGCAACGCCAUGCAGCUAAGUGUACUAAUGAUACUGUUUAUUUUAUCUUUUAAUGUAUAUUUGUUGGAGAGUAUUACCUGUAUUUUAAUCCAAGUAUCAUAUUGUAGUUUAUUUCUCAAUCAAACUAAUUGUUUUGUAUGAUGGUGCUUGUUUUUUAGUUUAAUUAAUUUUUAUUAUUCUGUGAUACCUUCAAAUGAUGAUAUAAAAUACAUUUUACCCGCUUCAAUAAAUUCUGACGUGUCA
Messenger RNA from Ostrea edulis (European flat oyster), 7205 nucleotides. RefSeq lists its product as uncharacterized. NCBI's taxonomy places the organism in Eukaryota, Metazoa, Mollusca, Bivalvia, Ostreida, Ostreidae. The transcript is spliced from 15 exons. Bases 465 to 3128 code for a protein of 887 amino acids. The record is from RefSeq and is a predicted model, not a curated record.